Molecule: messenger RNA, 1337 nt
Organism: Nicotiana tabacum (common tobacco)
Lineage: Eukaryota; Viridiplantae; Streptophyta; Magnoliopsida; Solanales; Solanaceae
Product: putative F-box protein At1g65740
Source: RefSeq, a predicted model, not a curated record
ACUAUUUCGGAAAGCAGUGGCAAAUUGGAUUCUGAAUGUACAGGGCAGGUAGGCGUGUGCAUCCUUAACUUUGAUACGCUAAUGGCGCAAAUUCAACAAGAUCUGCUGGUUGAUUGGUCCGAACUUCAACAUGAUCUGCUUGUCUUGAUAGCUAGACGUCUAAAUUUGAUUGAAGACUAUCUAAGUUUUGGCACUGUUUGCAAAUCCUGGCACGUUGUUGUUGUGGCUACAAAAUGCAAUUUUAAUAGUGAUCUACCUAGAGUUCCAUGGCUGAUGUUAGCCGAAGAAGAUCAGGAGGAUGACAAAAGUUGCUGUCGAAAAUUCUUCAGCCUCUAUAACAGCAUGAUUUUGAAGAAGAGGAUUCCGAAAGCCACUGGAAAACGAUGUAUAGAGUCUAUGGGAUGGCUUAUCACAGUCGGAGAAGAUGACGGUGAAAUUAGUCUGCUACAUCCUUUCUCUGGUGUUGAGAUCGAAUUGCCGCAUCAAAAAGAUUAUCAUGACCACCACUGGAUGAGGACCUCUAUACGCAAGGCAGUUUUGUCAGCUAGUCCUUCUCAUACAUCUCACUACGUUCUCAUGGUUAUUGAGGUGAAGUUCCUUAGAUUUUGGAGAUCAGGAGAUUUGAGAUGGACCAAGAUUAAGUGGGAAGAAGGGACUCACUUUCCAUAUUCUGAUAUUGUGUAUUUUAAUGGCCACUUUUAUGCACUCGAUUUUACAGGCCGCAUCGUAGUUUGUGAUGUUACUGGCCCUGAACCGAUUAAAAGUCAUGUUGUAGCGCAGCUACCAUUCUAUCUUGGACAAAUUAGAGGUCAGACAUACAUCCUAGAAUCACUAGGAUCAUUAUUUGUAGUUGUGCGAAAUGGUUGUCAACUAAGACUCCCCAAAGAUGAUUUUGAUAGGAUACCACUGACCUUCAUCCAACAAGUUGAGAAUGAGGAAUACCUAACCUAUGGGACACUAGAAUUUAUAGUUUACCGGGUUGAUUUAGCUGCUGGCCAAGGGACCCAAACCAGGGAGUUGGGGGGGACAGCUUUUUUUCUGGGUGCUAGUGCUUCUCUUUCUGUCCAAGCUUCUCAAUUUCCAGGAAUUAAGCCCAAUCAUAUUUAUUUUACUGACGAUUUUUUAGAAUCAUACAUCUUCUAUGAAGAAGGAGGCGGCCUCGACAUGGGGGUCUUCAACUUAGCAGAUGGCAGUAUCCAGCCUCAUUAUGAGGGUGUUUCCCUUAGUCGUUUUUGUCCUCCAAUUUGGGUCACACCAACUCUCUCUUGAUCUUUAUUUACUCUAUUUGUCGUUGCUUUUUAUUUUUUGGCUGAUUGACUUAUUAAGUUAUUUUUUUG